Symbiodinium sp. CCMP2592 is the source of this 4320-nucleotide messenger RNA. The record is from the annotation of a GenBank genome assembly. NCBI's taxonomy places the organism in Eukaryota, Dinophyceae, Suessiales, Symbiodiniaceae.
AUGGAGAUCGUUUGGGGUGUGCCUUGUGAACCGCGCGACGCUGAGAAUGUGGUUGCUAAGUACCUGCCCAACGCGUGCUUCCCCUUCUCUUCCAUGGUCGUGGCCGCGCGACCUCAACCCUCGACCGAUUAUGCUACUUUUCUGGCUGUGCCCGAAUGGACCAGCUAUGUUGGCAUGACGGGGGUGGUCCUUGACCUGAGGUCAGCUGUGCUGGGCCAGAAUGGACCUGUGAUUGGCGCCUUUCUGUCAAGACCGACUAAUGCUGCCGAGAUACGCCGCGAGGCAGGCUUGUACUCGAUGGGACGGUGUGACAUCCUUGUGGGGACCAGCCCUGAGCCUUUGAGAGACGAUGAGCAGGUCUUUCUUGACAAUGGUUCAUUGGUCCGCUUGGUUCGCGAGGAGUUCCCACACGAGACCCUGCUUUCGUUACGGGCCAUGCUGAUGUCAGAAGACUUUGCACUGUUCAGAGGCCCAUACCCACGCAUUCCUGACCCGAAGGUCCUGAUGCUUUUGCAUCACUCUGGCAGAUCCUUUUUCAGUGGCCAGCGGAGUGCUGGGGUUCCUAUCCACACGGCCAUCGUGAAUUUCGUUGGGGUAUUUCCGGGUUCUGUCAGUUUCCACUCUCCCAGUGAUGGGUCUGUGGAGCGGGUCUGCCAUAGAGGUCAUAUGGUUCGGGGUACCGUGGUCCUGGCGGACCAUCAAGACGACGGCACCGCCCCCUGCGUGAUCUUCUUAGAUCUGCGACCGGUCGGGGCCGCCCCGGGUUUUGUCUGUCUCCAGCACCCUUGGCUCAGCUAUGAAGACCUGGAGCAGCUGUUGCCUCGUCCGGCUCCGGCCGGCUGGCGGCUCACUGUUGUUGGAGGCCAUCGUAAGGCAAGACACUUGGAGGUCCAGCACCGUAUGACCCUGCUGCUUGGUUUGGUCAGCGUGCUGGACCCGUCUGACGAUUGCGAAUCCGUGCCCGGCUCUGCACCCUCAGGUGACUCCGACCACGACGAGGACGGCGAAGAGGAGGAUCCUACGGAUGACCACUCGCAAAGCAGCACCAGAUCUCGAAGUCGCGUGCGUGGUGCUCCUGCAGGUACACGCCAUUCUCCGUCUUCAGAUCCUUCCUUCCACGGCUCCUUCCCGGAUGUCACGAAGACCUGCACUAUGAGCUGGGGAGCCGACCCUGCUCAUGAUGGGCAGUGUGAAGUGCAGUUUUCCUAUCUGGGUUCGGCAGCCUCGCAUGCAGCAAGCACCAUUUGUGCUGCGAAAAGCUUCUGCGGGGCCCCAUGGAUGCCACAAGCUUCUGUUGGUCCGGAAACAUUGUACGGCCAUUUCGGCAAAGGAGCUCCCUGGUUGUCCCCGGUUGACCUUAGGACUGCUGUUCUUUUCGGUUCGACCCCCCUUGUCUCCCAGGGUGAAGGGCUAGUCGGUUUCGGCGGUAUGCAAUAUCCUUGGAUCGCCUCCUCUUGUGGUGUGCUAAUUGAAGCAGCCAACUUUGGACCGGUCAGUUGCCGCCUUCCGGACCUGCCGCCUCCUGCCGAGACGCCAUAUGCGUCUGCUAGCGGUUCACUGGAACUUGAGGGCACUCACUUCCUUGGUGAACGCAACCCGCCUCAGCAUCACCUGCCUGUCUACGAGCAACCCGCGACUGCCCUUGUCUUUGUUCCUGAGUACCCGCCAGAGAUCGUUACAACCGCCCUUGAAACUGAUCUGAACCCUUCGGAUGCGGUUGGCCGUUUUCAGGCGGCGCGUGAUGAGGCCCGAGUGAACCGUUUUGAUCGACUCCUUGCUGUCCGGCCGCAGCCUACUGGGCAGUAUGCUUCGCUUGUUGCAUUUGCAGACUGGCACGAUGGGGUCUUUGUUCUCUUCGAUUGUACUCGGUACAAUGGCACCGCCUACGCCACCUUGGUCUCUCCUUCUAUGACCAAAGGAGCGCUGCUCAGUGUGGCGGGCAUUCGUCCGGAGCAAAGUGUUGAUGUCUUCGUUGCAGACUACCCCAUGCCUCUGCAGGACAUGGAUGUCAUAACGAUGGAGUUGGGUUACUCGGUUCAGUUUGUUGCUGCAGGAUGGACGAUUGAUGUCACUCCGCCCUUGCUUGAAGAGCGCUGGCUCUACUUGGUCGGAGAUGAUGAGCCCAGCUUCUUCCACCUGGUUCCCACACGGCGCUCGCUUCUGCGUCGUGACAUCGCGGCCUGCCUUGGGUACGAUGUAGACGCACUACAGACCUUGCCCACAGUGCCACGCAUGAGUGACUUCUGUGACUUUGGUGCCGUGGCUCAGCAUGUCUUGGUUUUGGUUGAUCGGUUCACGCAGGCCUGCCCCAUGAGCCACUACGUCUCCAUCAGCGGAGCCAGACCGCGCCAUGAGGAUGAUGGCCUGUACUUUGAUUUCGACCAGUGCCAAGUCCUGACGGUGGAUUACCGUGUUCAGCCUGACAGUAGUGAUACCCAAGGGGACACCUCUGAUGGCAGUGUGGAUGGCGAGUCCGAUGCAGAUGAUCUCAAUGGACCGGACGGCGAGCCACCCUUCCCCCUCGAGCCAGACGAAAGGGAGGAACCAGCCAUUCCGGCCGAGCGUAGCCGCAGCCCGCCACGGAGCCCCAGGGCCGAUGCAAGACUUUUCAAUGCUGGCCAAGAGGCUGCCGGGCGAAUUCUGGCAGACUGCUGUGGUGUUUCAGCCAGUCGAGUUGCAAUGUGGAGGAAAGUGUUUGUUGAUGCCGCCCUUGCUACGGGUGCAUUCUUCUGCACGGCCGCUGGUCUGCACGCCCUACGGAGGCUAGCAACGCACCGACCAGGCGUGCGUCUAGGCUUUGCUGCCUCCUCUCGUCCCAACCAGUUCUGGGUGUGCAGCUCAGAGACGGGGUGUCGUCACCUUGGGCUGGCUCAUCCUUCUCCGCGGGACUCCCUCUUCACCCUGACGCCAGGGAUGCUGCGAGCAUUGCUGAGCCCGCUCCUGUCGAUGGGAAGUGCCAAGGCCACGCCCGGUCCCUACACCAUGUCGCGAUGUGAGUGUUACGCCAUUGCUGAUGACAGUGAAUCAGAGGCAGAGGAGGAGGUUGCACCCACAGUUGAUGCCCCGGGGUCGGCUGUUACCAUCGCCCAUGUGACGGAUUCUGAGCUAACUGAUGAGACUGAAUGGGAAGUCUUUGGACAGUUGCCAGCCCACACUCAACAGCUGCCCCUUGAAUCGCGUGCCCUUCUCUGGGCAGCAGCUGCCAGAGCUGACUGCUGUGCCUUCGCGAUUGCAAAUGCUAUGCUGGAAGUUCUCUGUGAGGCCUUUCCGCUUGCUUCUGUGCCACAGGAGCCUGUGCAUGCUCCCCCAGUGGGACGCUUGACUUCUGCCAUAAGCCCGGGCCACAUCCUCACGCUGGCCGACAAGCUGUGCCCUCCCCUUGUGCCUGAUCUUCCCUUUCAACUGCAUCCCUGGGCCGCCCGGCUUGAGACGGCCGGUGGCAGCCUUGACAGGACCAUCCAAGUUGGCACUGUCCCUGUUCCUUUUACUUGGCAACAGUUUGUCCAGCUUUUCGGAGACGGUCCAGAUCUUGUUGAUUUUGCGCAGGCAAGUGCCUUCUGCCCUGUCCUGCGCCAAUGGAGCCGCCCGGGUCUUGCGGAUGCAUUGACUUCUGCAUGUCAGGGGUUUCCAGCUGAUGACACUGUCUGUUUCACGGAUGGAUCCUACACUGCCGUUGAGGAAGGACAAGACCUUUGUGGAUGGGCCUGCCUGUUCUUUCACCCUAGGUCGCAAUGCAUGCGAUUCUUGUACGGGUCCUUUCCCACCUUCCUCGCGGAAAAGGGGUUUUGCCCAUCCCCGUUCCAAGGGGAGGUUGCCGGCCUGCUAGCGGCUGCUCUAGCUACCACUGCCACCGCCCACGAGGGCGUCCAUUUCCUGUCUGACUGCACUUCGGCUCUUGGCAUAGCGGAAGGUGCCUGUUCAUUUGCCCAGGGAAGCGUUGCCCAGGCCAUGCGCUACGCGCACUGGCUGCGUUCCUGCUGCGCCCAUGGGCGCGAUUCCUACGAACACAUUCGCGGACAUCAGGGGCAUGCAGGCAACGAGGUUGCUGAUGUUCUGGCCAAAGCUGCGGCCCGCAAGGCUGGACCUUCGUGUGGGCUCCGGGCACACACACCUCUUCUGUGUGCUUGGCUUGGAGAUGGGGCUCCCUAUCUUCCAUGGGCAGGAUUGGUCGUGUUGCAGGGGAUCUUUCCCUUCCCCCGUGCAGUACCACCGACCUGGGGGACGACAAGCAUCAUCAUGGCCUUACCUGUGAGGCUCUUCUUGCGCCGUUCCUUCCGCAGGGCGCUCUUCCACAAGGGGGGCUUCCCGCGACAGUUCUGA